GGAUGCGGGGGACCAGAGGGCUCGCGGUUUGUUUGGGUUGUGGGCGGUGCGCGCACAGCCCGGGAAAAGCGGGAAAUGGCGGCGCCGAGCGCAGGCCCCCGGUCCGCCCUCCCGCAAAAGGGGCUGAUGACCGCUGAUAGGGGGCGCAGGAUACUGGGAGUGUAUGGCAUGCAUCCUGACCAUCAGGAAGCUCUCAAAAAGAACCGAGUGGUGCUGGCCAAACAGCUGUUGCUGAGCGAACUGUUAGAACAUCUCCUGGAGAAGGACAUUAUCACCUUGGAAAUGAGGGAGCACAUUCAGGCCAAGGUGUGCAGUUUCAGCCAGAAUGUGGAACUCCUCAACUUGCUGCCCAAGAGGGGCCCCCAGGCUUUUGAUGCCUUCUGUGUGGCCCUGAGGGAGACCAAGCAGGGUCACCUGGAGGACCUGUUGCUCACAACCCUGGCUGGUCUUCAGCACAUACCCCCACCGGUAUGGAGCCCUAGACACGUGUUGAGCUGCGACUACCAUUUGCGUCUCCCUUUCCCGGUUUGUGAGUCCUGCCCCCCCCGCAAGCAGCGCCGCCUGUCCCCAGAUACAGUGGAACACUCCCUAGACCAUGGAGAUGGGCCUCCCAGCCUUCAGGUGAAGUAUUGCACUCCUGAGUUUUAUCAAGCGCACUACCAGCUGGCCUAUAGGUUGCAGUCUCGGCCUCGUGGCCUGGCACUGGUGCUGAGCAACGUGCACUUCACUGGCGAGAAAGACUUGGAAUUCCGCUCUGGAGGGGAUGUGGACCACAGCACUCUAGUCACCCUCUUCAAGCUCUUGGGCUACAAAGUUCAUGUUCUUCUUGACCAGACUGCACAGGAAAUGCAAGAGAAGCUCCGGGAUUUUGCCCAGCUACCCGCUCACCGUGUCAUGGACUCCUGCAUAGUGGCGCUCCUCUCCCACGGCAUGGAGGGCGGUGUCUAUGGCGUGGACGGCACGCUGCUUCAGCUACAAGAGGUUUUCCGGCUGUUUGACAAUGCCAACUGCCCGAGCCUACAGAACAAACCGAAAAUGUUCUUCAUCCAGGCCUGCCGUGGAGAUGAGACGGAUCGUGGGGUCGACCAGCAAGACGGGAAGAACCAUGAGCGAUCCCCCGAGUGCGAGGAGAGCGAUGCCAGUAAAGAGGAGGGGCUGAAGAUGCGACUGCCCACUCGCUCGGACAUGAUUUGUGGCUACGCCUGCCUCAGAGGGACCGCUGCCAUGCGCAACACCAAGCGGGGCUCCUGGUACGUGGAGGCCCUCACUCAGGUGUUCUGUGAGAGGGCGUGUGACAAGCAUGUGGCCGACAUGCUCGUGGAGGUGAACGCGCUCAUCAAGGAGCGUGAAGGCUACGCCCCGGGCACGGAGUUCCACCGAUGCAAGGAGAUGUCCGAGUACUGUAGCACUCUGUGCCGCCACCUCUAUCUCUUCCCGGGACACCCUCCCACGUGAUGCCACCUCCCAUCACCUGGGCCACAUGGAGGCCGCUGGACCACGGGAGGUGUGAUAGAGCCUCCUGUCUCCAGGACGCAUGGUUUCUGUCCCUCCCCCUCAGGGAUUGGGAAUAUCCCAGGCUCAUUUCACACGCCCAUCGUCUCCAUCUUUGACCUCGGACUACAGGCCGGCUACUCCCAUGGGAGGCUCUCUCCCUGUGGAACCAGCUCCGGCUGGACUUGUUGCCUGGAGCGUUUGGCCUCAGUUGAGGGACCUGGCAAGUGAUGUUACGAACAUAGUGUCUCGAUGGGUGGGGAGAGGGCAUGUGGGUUUCCUCCAUGUUCGUGUUCAGUUUAUGCCCGCAGGGCUCUUGUAGGAAGCGUUUGGUGAUUGCUUUUAUUACUUUAGUUGAGAUGUCUCAGAGGUCAUCUCCCAUCUUUUCUGUCACAUCCCAGCCCCAUUUGUCUCAGAGUGAGUUUGGAAGGUGUCCUGGUUUAACAUAGACCUUUUUCAUUUGGUUUCAAAAGGCCGAGCAGGACAGGAGUCACUCUCUGCUGCUGUGGGUGGGCCCGUACCUGUGCAUUCAUUCCCUUCGGUUCCAGAAUGUUACCCCCCGGAAGGACUGUCUUCUCAACUCCACUCUUGGCUCCUUGGGGCUCAGGGAAUCCAGCGUUCAGCAGAGGUUAGGGUUUGGAUGCCUUGUAUCUGUUGCCUGUUGAUCUUUGCCCACGGAAGUUUCAAAGAUCUUUUAAUUGGUUGUCCUUUCUCCGAGCUUUGUACCUGAAAUGAGCCCUGCAGGGAGUGUCAGCAGAGGCAGAUAAGAGUGGUAUGCUUGUUCAUACUCUGUAAUCUGUCACCUUAUCCUCGUUUUUCUUCCUAUGAAGUGUCCCCUCUAUAAAAGCUUCCUAGUUAUCUCCCUGCUUCCUGUUUCUCCCCUCUUCACCUUCGUCUCAUCCUGUUUACUGCUGCCACCAGCUCUGUCUAAAAUACUGCUUAAUUGGAUCAUUUGGCUGCUCAGGGAUGUGAUGUAGUACCUUGUUCCCUCUUUCUGCUUCAGUAUUAAAUCCCCUCUUGAUUUUAUGUGGCCAGUUUCCCCUUCCUGUUAUGACUUUCCAUUUCAGGGAGACCACUGCUGUAUAUGUUAUUUGUUCACUCUAGAAGCCAUCUUUAUCUGUGCUUUUAUGAAACUUCCCUAUUCUUUUUUUGUGUGUGUGUGGUAUGUGGGCCUCUCACUGCCGUGGCCUCUCCCGUUGCGGAGCACAGGCUCCAGACGCGCAGGCUCAGUGGCCAUGGCUCACAGGCCUAGCCGCUCCGCGGCAUGUGGGAUCUUCCCGGACCGGGACACGAACCCGUGUCCUCUGCAUCGGCAGGUGGACUCUCAACCACUGCGCCACCAGGGAAGCCCAUUGGUUUGGGUUUUUAAGUAUAAAUCUGAUGCUGUUACUCCCCUGCUUGGAACCCUCUGGUUUCCUAUCACACCUCAAAUAAAAUCCAGACUCUUUACCUUGGCCUGCAGGGCCUCACUAAGUGCUGAUUUCCCCGUAACCCACUGCUGUCCUCAGUUUCUCAGACAUUCUGAGGCCUUUCCUGCCUGAGGCCAUCAGACACUCCUGGGUCCACUGAGUCCACUCUUGUGUCUGGUGGCUUCUUUCUUUAUCCUUCAAGUCUGAGCUUAAAUGCCACCUUGUUGUGGAGGCCUUCCCCGGCCAUUCUGUCUCUAAGAAUCAUGUUUCUUUAUUACUGUGUCCUGUUUAGUCCCCCUUAUUGCACUUACCACAAUGCGUAAUCAUCAAUUAGCGUGCUUCACUUGUUCAUUCCCGUCUCCACUUUAAGCUCCAUGAGAGCAGAAACCUUGUCUCUUUUGUUCACUAAUAUGUACCCAGUGCCUGACAUGUCUUGGAUCUUCAAUAAAUGUUUGCGGAAGGAAGGAAGCGACCCUAGCUAGACUCCUACUUUUUGACAAAAUUUCCCUUUUGGCAAAAUACCCAGUUUAGUAUUUGUACUAUUUCCCCACAUGUUUUGUUUCAUCCACUCGUAUCAUUAGCUCCUGAAGACAGAAGUCGCACGUAGGACAACCUUUUCCACACCUCGUGUGGUUCCGGGCACACUGCUCAGCCUCUCGUGGUUCAGGUGCUCGGUGAAUACUUGUUCUGCAGGGCGUCGGAGACUUGUUGCCAAGUGCUGCCCUGGGCUCGGUAUCGUAUGGAAGUGUUUGGGUGACAGAACCUUUCCUCUUCCCACUGCCAGGAUUUUGUAUUGCCAUCUGGUGCCAAAUAAACGCUCAUAUUUAUUACC
This is a messenger RNA of Lagenorhynchus albirostris (white-beaked dolphin), 3732 nucleotides long. RefSeq names its product caspase 2 (gene CASP2). NCBI's taxonomy places the organism in Eukaryota, Metazoa, Chordata, Mammalia, Artiodactyla, Delphinidae. Gene Ontology annotation, biological process: proteolysis; regulation of apoptotic process. The record is from RefSeq and is a predicted model, not a curated record. The transcript is spliced from 11 exons. Gene Ontology annotation, molecular function: cysteine-type endopeptidase activity. The coding region runs from base 76 to 1455 and encodes 459 amino acids.